AUGGGUGGUUUCAUGGCUGGGUUAUCGGCCUCCCGCCGCCACCACCAGUGCCAUGCGGCGGUGAUAGACACCGCUAAAGCAGCUCGGGCAUCUCGAAUGUCUCACUCGUCUCGGAGAACACAGGCUUGCCCCCCAGCUGAGUUACGGUAUUGGAUAAGGAUUGAUGCCAUCAUGUCAGUGGUGGGGGAGUUUGGUCGUCUUUCUCUUCCCGCCCCUCCAUCAAUUUCAUCAGGCCUCGUUGGUAUGGUACAAACUCACAAAGUAAAGGAGCAUGCUGUCCUAUGCAUAGGGUCGUCGGACCUCGUCCAUUGGAAUAGAAAUUAUCCGUUUCGCCCAGGUUGCGACUGCGACUGUGGUCUCAUUGCUCCUUUGCUCAUUGGCGGUCCCAGGAUAUCUGCUCCCGCAACUCAUGAAGUCGCUGUUUUGGGAGUCAUGGGGGCGCUUUCAAACCAUGGCAAAAAGAGGACCCUGGACCUGUCCCGCAGGUGGGGCACGAGUUUGAGAUGGGGGAUGGGUUGCGAGAGUCCAGAUGUCGGGAUAAGCUAUCCCGGUGUUUGGAGCAGGGGACGCGGGAUGGAGAGUUGA
Molecule: messenger RNA, 585 nt
Organism: Pochonia chlamydosporia 170
Lineage: Eukaryota; Fungi; Ascomycota; Sordariomycetes; Hypocreales; Clavicipitaceae
Exons: 1
Coding region: 1-585 (194 amino acids)
Source: RefSeq, a predicted model, not a curated record